CAACAACGUAGUAGAAAGAGAGAAAGAAAACCAUUGAAGACGCAACCAGCACACAGACACAGAGGAAGCAACAAUAGAAGCUUCCACUCAUAUUGCCAUUCAAAUUUUAAACCCUCAUCUUCAUGCUUGCAAUGGCCACCAGUAAGGGCUACUUUGCUAGACCAAACAAUCGCUUUCUUCCUGUCUCUGCGGACACUGACUCGUUCUCGUUAACCAUGGAUUCCGAUUCCGCGUUUGAGUUCGACGAGUCAGAUGUUUACAACUCGGGCCGCGUUAACUCGCUCGAGUUCCGCAGCUCCGUUCACGGCCCUUCCUUGGCCAGUAAACCCUCUUCCACCGGAACUCCGGCAUCGCUGCCGGUCAACGUCCCCGAUUGGUCAAAGAUUCUCGGCGAUGAGUAUAGAGAGAAUCGAAGGAGGAACAGCGUGGUGGACGAGGACGAGGGUUACGAGGUUGAAAGGAGUGGGAGGUUGCCACCGCAUGAGUUUCUAGCGAGAACGAGGGUAGCUUCGUUCUCUGUUCAUGAAGGUGUGGGGAGGACCCUUAAGGGAAGGGAUCUCAGUAGAGUCCGAAAUGCAAUUUGGGCUAAAACCGGGUUUCAAGACUGAAGACGCUAUGCAUAUUAUCCAUAACCAUAACCGAAGCUUCUUUUUUCUUUUCUUUUCUUUUUUUGGGUUCUACUUUUGUUUCUGUAAUUGGCAUGUAUUUUUAGUUUUUAUUUUAUUUUAUUUUGGUGAUAACGUUGCCGUAUAUGAGAUGAUUAUGAGGUUUCGGUAAUUAAUUCGAAACCUGAGGUUUGUAAUUUUGUACUAUUCACCUUGAAGGAGGAUCUUUUUCAUUUUUCAAUAAUGUUAAUGUUAUU
Messenger RNA from Abrus precatorius (Indian licorice), 862 nucleotides. RefSeq lists its product as uncharacterized. The record is from RefSeq and is a predicted model, not a curated record. The coding region runs from base 123 to 608 and encodes 161 amino acids. The transcript has a single exon. Lineage: Eukaryota; Viridiplantae; Streptophyta; Magnoliopsida; Fabales; Fabaceae.